Molecule: messenger RNA, 4278 nt
Organism: Durio zibethinus
Lineage: Eukaryota; Viridiplantae; Streptophyta; Magnoliopsida; Malvales; Malvaceae
Product: leucine-rich repeat receptor-like tyrosine-protein kinase PXC3
Biological process (GO): protein phosphorylation
Molecular function (GO): receptor serine/threonine kinase binding; protein kinase activity; ATP binding
Source: RefSeq, a predicted model, not a curated record
CCUCUAGUCAGAGAGAGAGAAAGAGAGAGAGAAAGAGAGAGAGUUUGAUGCAGUGCAGCCUUCAUUCACUCAUCACUGCCCAUUUCUCGUGAAAAAGGCUUACGUUGCAAAAUAUUCUUUUCCUCUUCAGACCCGCAAAUCUCUCUUCAAAAGCACCUGUACCCAAACAUAGUACAUUGUCUCUUGUAUUUCUCUCUCUCCUCUUCCUUUCAUUCUACUUUAGCCUGUGCCCUCUUUUGCUUUCAUUUGUUUCUGCAAAAAACCUGAUCAUCUUCUUUGAUCUAAAAGCACCAUGCCCAACAACCCUUCAUUUCCUCUUUCACCCUAUGUUCUAUGAUACAGCCACUUAACUCUUUUGUCUCUUUCUUCUUGUUUUGGCUUUCUCUCCCACUGUAAUACCCUGGAAUCCUUUCUUUUCCUAAAUCUAGGGGUUGCUUAUUUCUUCUUCACUGCUUGGAGUCUGGCAACCUAUCUAAUGGGAUUUCUUGGAAAUGUUUAUCCUUAUUUGGGUUUUCAAUCUCCGGGUAAUCUCCAAUUUUGUAAACCGUGAAGCUUUGAUGAAUAAGAAAGUUGGUGUUUUUAGCUCCAAGCUCGCUGCUUUUGCCUCCAAAAUUUGAGAUUUGGAGACGGGAAAAAAGAAGGAAUCAUUGAAAAGUAAAGUGGGUUGUUAUCAGGAAAGUGAUGUUAUUGAAUCUUUGUAUCGAAGAAGAAUUAGCACUGUAAUAAAAGAUAAGUUCAAAUAAUGGCUUUUUUGUACUGGUCAUUUUUGCUAGUUGGGUUGCUAUCAAAAUCAUUUCUUGUGGGUGCUCAGCUCAAUGACCAAGCUACAUUGUUAGCCAUUAAUAAAGAGCUGGGUGGUUUAGUAGGUUGGGGUGACAACAACACUGACUACUGCAACUGGGAAGGCAUUCGUUGUGGCUUGAACCAUUCAUAUGUUGAAAGACUUGAUCUUUCUAGGCGUAUGCUUCGAGGUAAUAUUACUCUAAUCUCUAAUCUUCAAGCAUUGAAGCUGCUUGACCUUUCUUAUAAUAACUUCAAUGGACCAAUUCCUUCAGCUUUUGGGAAUUUUUCUGAGCUUGAAUAUCUGGAUUUGUCAUUGAAUAAGUUUGAAGGUUUUAUUCCGGCGGAGUUGGGUGGUCUUAGAAAUCUUAGAUCAUUGAACCUGUCAAACAAUUUACUUGUAGGAGAGACACCUCAAGAACUUGAGGGGCUAGAGAAGUUGCAGGAAUUUCAGAUUUCUAGCAAUAGAUUGAGUGGUUCUAUUCCACAUUGGGUGGGCCUCUUGACCAAUUUAAGGGUUUUCACAGCCUAUGAGAACCAAUUAAGUGGUAAGAUUCCUGACAAUCUAGGCUUGGUUUCUGAACUUAAAUUGCUGAACCUUCAUUCAAACCAGAUUGAUGGGCCAAUACCGAAGAGCAUUUUUGCCAUGGGGAAGCUGGAAGUGUUGGUUCUGACCCAGAAUGGACUCACUGGUGAUCUUCCUGAAGCAAUUGGUAACUGCAUAGGCCUUUCAAGUAUUCGAAUCGGGAAUAACAAACUUGUUGGUGUCAUUCCCAGGACAAUUGGAAAUGUUAGUAGCCUCACAUACUUUGAAGCAAAUAACAACGAUCUCUCCGGUGAAAUUGUCUCAGAGUUUGCUCAGUGUACUAAUCUUACACUGCUAAAUUUGGCCAAUAAUAGAUUUACAGGAAUAAUUCCUCUGGAGAUCGGACAACUUAUGAAUCUACAAGAGUUGAUUCUUUCUGCAAACAGUCUGUUUGGAGGUAUUCCAAGAUCAAUUCUUGGGUGCAAGAAUCUUAACAAGCUUGAUUUAAGCAACAACAGAUUUAAUGGCACUAUACCAAAUGAAAUUUGCAAUAUGACAAGAUUGCAGAGCUUGCUCUUGGGUCAAAAUUCAAUCAAAGGGGAAAUACCUCGUGAGAUUGGAAAUUGUGUGAAACUGCUUGAAUUGGAACUUGGUGGCAACUAUUUGAACGGAAGCAUCCCUCCUGAGAUUGGUCAUAUUCGCAACUUGCAGAUAGCUUUAAAUUUGAGCUUCAAUCAUCUUCAUGGUCAACUGCCUUCAGAAUUAGGGAAACUGGACAAGUUGGUUUCUUUGGAUGUCUCCUGUAACCAGCUAACUGGUAAUAUUCCACCAGCAUUUAAGGGCAUGUUGAGCUUGAUAGAGGUCAAUUUCUCAAAUAAUCUGCUUGCUGGCCCAAUACCCACAUUUGCACCAUUCCAGAAGAGUCCAAAUUCAAGCUUUCAAGGAAACAAGGGGCUUUGUGGGGAGCCAUUGAGCUUCUCAUGUGCAAACUCUAUUGGUUCUGACCGGGCAAACUACCACCACAGGGUUUCUUACAGGAUUAUACUAGCUGUUAUUGGUUCGGGUCUUGCAGUUUUUGUGUCAGUCACUGUGGUGGUUCUGCUCUUUAUGGUGAGGGAGAGACAAGAAAAGGCAGCAAAAAGUGUAGGCAUUGUAGAUGAAGGAACCAGUAGCCGACCAACAAUAAUAGCAGGGAAUGUGUUUAUCGAGAAUCUCAGGCAGGCCGUAGAUCUUGAUGCUGUAAUCAAAGCCACUUUAAUGGAUUCAAAUAAAAUCAACAAUGGAACUUUCAGCACCAUUUACAAGGCAGUUAUGCCCUCUGGAUUGGUUUUGUCAGUGAAGAGACUAAAGUCAAUGGACAGAACAAUAAUUCAUCAUCAAAACAAGAUGAUUAGGGAGCUUGAAAGACUAAGCAAGCUCUAUCACGAUAAUCUUGUACGACCUAUUGGAUUUGUCAUCUAUGAAGAUGUCGCUCUUCUGCUCCACCAAUAUUUACCCAAUGGCACACUUGCUCAACUUCUUCAUGAGUCCUCAAAGCAGUUAGAAUAUCAGCCUGACUGGCCCAGAAGACUUUCAAUGGCCAUUGGAGUAGCAGAAGGGUUGGCUUUCCUUCAUCAUGUAGCAGUUAUCCACCUUGAUAUCUCUUCCAGUAAUGUCCUUUUAGAUGCAGACUUUAAGCCAUUGGUCGGGGAGAUAGAAAUAUCAAAGCUUUUAGAUCCAUCCAAAGGUACUGCAAGUAUUAGUGCUGUUGCUGGCUCCUUUGGCUAUAUCCCCCCAGAAUAUGCGUAUACAAUGCAAGUAACCGCACCAGGAAAUGUCUAUAGUUAUGGGGUUGUGUUGCUUGAGAUCCUCACCACCCGCUUGCCAGUUGAUGAGGAUUUUGGUGAAGGAGUAGACUUGGUGAAAUGGGUUCAUGGUGCUCCAACAAGAGGGGAAACCCCUGAGCAGAUACUUGAUGCAAGGCUUAGCACUGUUUCCUUUGGUUGGAGGAGAGAAAUGCUUGCAGCUUUGAAGGUGGCUUUACUCUGCACUGACAGCACACCUGCCAAACGACCAAAGAUGAAGAAGGUAGUGGAAAUGCUUCAAGAAAUAAGGCAAAACUAAUUAACAAUUAUCACGAGAUCUCUGCUUUCUGAAUCAUUUAGCAAGGUUCUGUUGGAUGCGAAUCCAUAUGGGGGCUUCAAUUUUUAUGUUCAACUUCAUUUGAGAAAUUGUCUUAAAAACUGGAUAGUAUGGGAGUCAGUGAGGUAAGUGUUCUUGGAUCAAAGGUCUGCCUGGUUUGGGUUGGAAACCUUGUGUGUAAAAACACUUUGUAAUCUGAGUCAGAGAUGCAGACAGCAUUGUUUGUUAUUGCGAGGAGGGGCUCAGUCAAAAUGAAUACCGAGUUAUAUUGCAUAAGAUGCCUACAAUUGUAAUAUCAAAGUUUUUGAUUAAUUCCAAACUUCUGUUAGAUAUGAUUUUCUUCUUUAAUGAACUUUCCCUCGUAUACUAAAAUAUCAAAUCCAAUUCCUCAUUAAUAUCUCCUAUCACAUCUAUUAAGGUAUUCUCCCAACUUUAGUACGCUUGCCAAACUGUUCUUUUCUGCAUGUUGAAUGUUGCAUUGCGCAAUAGUUUGAUUCCUUUCUCUACCUAGAAGCAAAAAAGAUCAGAUGGAGAAUGGGAAAUGGGGGAAUGGAUUAUGGUCAGAUUAUCCAUGAAAGUCAAUGAGAAGUUUAAGAAACCAAUUCAUUAAUGUCAUAGAAAUAGUAUAUGACAAUAAACAACCGAUUGUCCAGGUUAUUGAAGCAAAGAGGAUCGAUAUGCAUCUUUCCAACAACAUUGAUCUGCGUGCAUGAAACUAUCAAACUGGUUUCAAUCUACUACAAUCACAAGAAAAAGAAAGGGUGGGUGGGGAAUUCAAAGCAGAAAACAUAAAGUGCAGCAACAGCGUUACUAUAAAGUGCAAUUGAUUGCUAGAUCAUGCAAGAGAGAAA